GUUGUGGUCGAUACUUCAUCAUGAACACUAAGGUACUCAUCCUGCUGGGUUUGGUGGCUGCGGUCGCCGCCGACAAGCGUCCGGCCCCCUCCUUGGCCUACGGUGCUCCACGGGCUUCCUCUGAGGAGUUUGAGUCUCCCAAGUAUGGCUUCGACUGGGCUGUUCAAGACAGCGAGACCGGCAACGACUUCGCCCAGCAAGAGACCCGCGACGACGACAACACCAGAGGGUCGUACACCGUACAGCUUCCCGACGGUCGUCGCCAGACCGUGACUUACGUCGUGGACGGUGACUCUGGUUACGUGGCUGACGUCCAAUACCAGGGUGAGGCUCGCUACCCCGACUCUGAUGAGGUCAGGCCUCCCAGUCCCCGCUACGGAGCUCCGUAAAUGAUCUUGAAAACGACGUCCACCAGCGAUGAUUGAUGGUUACAAGUGACAACACUUUCUUAAUCUCAGCCGCUGGUGGAGGCCAAGCGACACCAUCUUCCCCGGUCCUUUCCUUCAUAACUUAUUUCCUUUACAACUAUAUUGAAUUGUAAAUAAUUGUGAACCAAAAUUAUUUAUUAAAUAACGCACAACUUAAA
Molecule: messenger RNA, 586 nt
Organism: Procambarus clarkii (red swamp crayfish)
Lineage: Eukaryota; Metazoa; Arthropoda; Malacostraca; Decapoda; Cambaridae
Product: cuticle protein 21-like
Cellular component (GO): extracellular matrix
Source: RefSeq, a predicted model, not a curated record